Molecule: messenger RNA, 953 nt
Organism: Toxotes jaculatrix (banded archerfish)
Lineage: Eukaryota; Metazoa; Chordata; Actinopteri; Toxotidae
Product: stress-associated endoplasmic reticulum protein 1-like
Exons: 3
Coding region: 116-313 (65 amino acids)
Biological process (GO): endoplasmic reticulum unfolded protein response
Cellular component (GO): endoplasmic reticulum
Source: RefSeq, a predicted model, not a curated record
AGUUAGAGAAUUUCCCAGUCCGUCCGUGUCCCGAGGAAAGAGGAGAGAGACCGAAACAAAGUCCGAAAAACAAACGACAAACGAAUAAAAACCAACCGAAACAGAAGAAGACAAGAUGGUGGCCAAGCAGAGGAUCCGUAUGGCAAACGAGAAACACAGCAAGAACAUCACUCAGCGAGGAAAUGUGACCAGGUCAACGAGGAAUAUGGGCGAGGACAAAGGUGUGGGUCCCUGGCUGCUCGCUCUCUUCAUCUUCGUCGUCUGUGGAUCAGCUAUUUUCCAGAUCAUCCAGAGCAUCAGGAUGGGCAUGUAGAGUGAUGUUACCAGCAGAGGGCGCGACCACAACAGUGAGCAGCUGAAGAUGAUGAUGAAGGAGCUGCCAACAGCAGCAUCAUCAGACUGUUGCGUUCCCACCCCCAGACUGAACCCACCAAAACAUUCCUGAACUCUGACCGCCGCUUGCAGUCAUUCCUGCACAGGAACAUCCAAUCCCUGAAAUCUAGCCCUGUGCCCGCCCACCCCCUAACCAAGCCCCGCCCCCCUGAAAACCUGCUUUUAUUCCAUUAUCUGUGUUGAUUUAACGUGUUGCUGACCUUCUCACAGUGUUUCUCCUGCCUGUAAACAACCCAUACAUGUGCCUUUCUCUGUUUACCCUUAACCCUGCCCCCCACGCUUACACCUUAUCAGUACAACACAAGGGGGUGGGGGUGGGGUGAUCACAGUCCAAUAUAUUCCUAUAAACUGUACCAGUGUUUAUCCUAGACCAAAACAAAAGAAUCUUUACGUUUUCUACUUGUAUGAGGAGCCUGUCCUCCUCCUCCUCCUCCUCAGUGGACAUGAGAUGAAAUGAGAUGAAGGUCUUUUGAAUCAGAAGGUAUGGAGGUGUGUCUGCACUGUGUGCAGCUUCACCUGAACAAUCAUGUUCACAGAAUAAAGUUUCAUUUUGAACAUUG